Molecule: messenger RNA, 1377 nt
Organism: Peronospora farinosa
Lineage: Eukaryota; Oomycota; Peronosporomycetes; Peronosporales; Peronosporaceae
Source: the annotation of a GenBank genome assembly
AUGACGUUCCAGACACCCAUGUUAGCGCUGGCACUCCCGCAGACGCAGCCUCGUGGUCAAAAUGGUGUUUCGUUCACUACGAAGGAAUCUGCACUGACUCGGCGUUGGCGUGUGAUUGUCGGUGUGGUGGUUGCAUCUCUGUGCCUGUGCGUCGUGCUGGUAUUUUGGUGCCUCUUUAUUCGACUGCCGCCGUAUGAGGCGUCUGCGGGGCGCUCAGUGCACAACCCGCUGUUUUCUGAGAUGAAACCGCAGCAGCAUAUUGAGAAGGAAAACAAUUUGACUGAAGAGCGUCAACACGACAUCGAGAAACGUUUUGAGACGACGCGGGACUUCCACGACGAGAAGCAGAUUGUAAUGGUGCUUACCCAUUUCAGGAACGGCGAUGCGUGCGCUCAAACGCUCGUUGAUGCUCGUGCGACGGCAUUCUUGGCAUCACGGGUGCACUUUCGCGUGUUCGAAGAGCUCUAUCUAACGCAGGAGAAGACGUGUGUACAGCGGUUUUGCGAGCUGAAGCCGAGCGAUUGCAAGCAACUGCUGCGAUCUGGACAGCUUCGCACGCAGAGGAGAGAUGCGUCAGGAGCAGUUGGAGCGACCGUUGCCCGAUACAUGGCGGAGGGACUGGUGGAACGCAAGUUUGCGAAUGACUUUUACCUUUCGGUGGAUCCAGCAGUCGUGGUGUUCACGCAGCAGUGGGACCUAGAGCUACUGAAACAAUGGUACAAUGUGGGCAAUGAUAUGGCCAUCUUGAGCGUUGCACUCAAGUCCGUUGACCUGCGUGAGCUGACAAACUCAAUCAUCCUCGUGCAAUGCUCGGCGCGCAUCCACUCCAAGUCUGCAGAUGCUGUGGUGGCAUUCAAUCCCCCUGAGCCACUACCACGUCAAGGCGCUGCAUUGCUUUCGCCGGUGUUGCAUACACAGUACUCUGAAGUGUUCCACUUUGGUCCGACUCGAGCGCUCUUUGAAGUGCGUUCGGACCCGCACACGCCUUUCAUUUCCGUCGGACAUGAGUACGCGCGAGCCGCGCGCUUUUGGACUCACGGUUACGACUUCUAUGCUCCUAACAAGGACACGCUAUUUGCUCGUUACCAGUGGCAAGAACCACCGCUACCCAUGUCUUCUGGAGCAAUUGAUGAUGACACGGACAAGCUACGGCAACUCAGAAUAGACAAGGCACAUCGGCGUAUUCGACGACUGCUUGGAUUGCCUGUAUCAGUUCAAGAUGAACAGCUCGAGCAACCUGUGACCUACGCAUUGGGCAGCCAUCGAACCAUAGCGGCAUGGCUGCACUUUUCGGGCGUCGAUCCUCGUGCAGCUUACAACGAGUCCACGACCAAUCAAUUCACACGCUGUGGUAAAGUCCAUUACGUUCACUACUGA